UGGAUCCAUUAAAAAGAUUGGCAAGCAAUGAUACGGCAGAAGAUAAUUAUGGGAACCUUAGAAAUUCUAUUGGAAAUUUCUUGAACAGUUGAACCUUCUGUCCUUUACCCACUUUCCACCUUUCUAGUUGUUGUUGUUUUCGAAUUUCCUUUUGUUUUUUUUUUUUUUUUUAAUCUUCUUAUUUGAUAUUGCAGUCACUUCACACAAGUUCUUUCUUUACAAGUAAGCUUUUCAUGUAUUUAUUUUCCUUCUCUCUUAUGGUUUGAUCUUCUUCUCUCCUGUGUUUUUUAGUGUUCUAAAUUGUAUUGAUUAGUGUUUACCGUUAACAUAUCUUUCUUGCGGGAUUAGAGGGGACGUGACUGCAAAUCUAGUAAGUUUUUAUCAAGAAAGAGAAGAAGAAGCACCAGAAGAGUACUUAUUUUUGGUGGGAAAAUCUCUCUUGGGUUUGAUCUGAUUGAUUGGAUAGUCAUAUUUUUAGAUUCUGGUUCUGAAUUUGGCUUCUGGGGUUUGGUUUCAAUCCAAAUUCUUGAUUGUUUAGUGCAAAAGAGAUACUUUUCCGGGAUAUUCAUUCAUGUCUCAACAAAGGCAAAAUAAGAUGGUGGUUACAAACAAUGGCGACACCACCUAUACCAAGAUCUUUGUUGGAGGGUUGGCUUGGGAGACUCAAAGGGAUACUCUGAAACGUCAUUUUGAGCAGUUUGGAGAGAUUCUAGAGGCUGUUGUGAUCAUUGAAAAAAAUACAGGAAGAUCAAGAGGCUAUGGCUUUGUAACGUUUAAGGAUCCCGAUUCAGCCAAGAGAGCUUGUCAAAACCACUAUCCUGUGAUUGAUGGAAGAAGAGCCAAUUGUAACCUUGCAGCCUUUGGCGCACGAAACAAUUAUCCAAGCACUCCUCAACGAGUUGCAGGAAUGGAGAAAUCCGGAUCAUCUUUUAGAACUGUGGCACCAGUUCCUUUUCAUGGCACCUCUACAUAUUUCCAUCACCACAUUCCCCAGUAUGCGUUUCCAUAUUCAACAUAUGGGUGCCCUGAUUAUCCACAAGAUAUGUUUACAAUGAACUAUUACAAUGUCUAUGGUGGCCAACAUUUACCAUCUUCUUAUUGCUUUAUGCCAACCGGACCUCCUGAAGUCUAUGAUUACUCCAGAAUUACACAACCACCUUAUUUUUUGUCUCAGCAAUACCGUGCACUUGGGGGCCUUCAAGUUCCCACUUCAGAUUCUGCAACAAACACAAAACCAGCCACAGGCUCAAUUGCUGCAGCAGUAGUGCCAGGAACAGCCUCUGAUCAACAGAAUUCAUCAGCAUAAUUUUCAUGUCAGAUAGCCUAUAUUUUUACAACAGUAGAAGGGUCAACAGAUACAGCAAAAAAGAUCAUAUAUAGAGUUGCAGAUACCACAUAUAUAAAAGAAAGUAACAGGUUUUCAUUUUUCGUUGCCAACAUGCCUGAUUAGUUGUAGGAGACAGUACUAGGUAGUUCAUUCAGGGGACAAGUGAUUUGGAUUUAGAAUCAGUUUCACUUAUCAUAUACUAGGCAUCCAAUUCAUUAUCCUCUCAUUUCUCAGAUUCCCAUUCCACAGACAUUUUGCAAACAGAAGAAGUUUUAAUUAGCUCUUUUUCCCUUUUUUACUUGCAAGGGAUUACUCUAUUUCUCUAUGAAUUAUCUUGAUAGAAACUUGUAGAUCCAUUUUAUACUGUUUCA
Messenger RNA from Juglans microcarpa x Juglans regia, 1698 nucleotides. RefSeq names its product RNA-binding protein 38-like. The transcript has 6 exons. Gene Ontology annotation, molecular function: RNA binding. Lineage: Eukaryota; Viridiplantae; Streptophyta; Magnoliopsida; Fagales; Juglandaceae. The record is from RefSeq and is a predicted model, not a curated record. The coding region runs from base 572 to 1306 and encodes 244 amino acids.